AUGGAACUGGAGUCAAGUCUCCGAAAACUAGGCUUGAAAAACUGCUUAAUGGAGUCCAAUCCUCACUCUGCUGUUGCUGAUGUUUUUGGAAUAUACAUUCAAAGCAAUCUUGUAAAUACAGUAGCUCAAACAAUCAACAAAGAAAUUUCUGUCCAGCUUUCUUCCAACUUUGUAACUUUUCCGACCCGGUCCGGCACCGCGGACACCGUCAACAACAUAAACAUAAGAAGCAAUGCAGUGAUUGUGACCUUGCUGCUACUCCGGCGGCAGCUGGUGGCGGUAGUGACCAUCAUAGCUACCACUCUCUCUCUCUCCGAAGCUAUCAGGUAG
Molecule: messenger RNA, 330 nt
Organism: Ilex paraguariensis (yerba mate)
Lineage: Eukaryota; Viridiplantae; Streptophyta; Magnoliopsida; Aquifoliales; Aquifoliaceae
Source: the annotation of a GenBank genome assembly